AUGGCCGCCGUCGCCCUAGCGACUUCGCCAGCUAGCCGUCUGAGAACUGGGACGACGACUUCGAGUUCGACGGUGGUGUCGGAGCACAGACGGAGGACUGGGACGCUGACGACAGGCCCGCGGAUGAGCACCAGAGAGAAGCCCACUCCCCACCCGCCACAACAUCAUCGACACCUCUCGCCCUCGAGCACCGACGCGAACUCGAACACGCACCUCCCGCCCGACCUGCACCUGCACCUUGCGCAGCACGUUGAGCACCCGCCAGCAGAGACGGAGAACUGGGACGAUUAUUUCGAAGAGCGGCAUAGUCCGCGGAAAACGCGGCACGACGAGCAGCACGGCUCGAAGCACCAGCAGCAAAGAGAAGGGAGGACGAAGAAGAAUAAGCAAGAUGGUGACGGCCAAGUCGCGUUAGGCAGCGGUCGCGCGUUUGAGUCGGGAGGUGCCCCCGGUGCCAAGACGCCUGGGUCGGAACUGGAGUUCUCGUCUGCUGAUGGACAUGGACAUGGACACGAGCAGCAGAAGAAGCAGCCGCCAGUACCAGCGACACACGCGAAGGGAGCCGCGCUGUUGAGCAGGAUCAGGAGCGUGAAGAAUUGGGGCAGGGGUAUGAGGAGGAGAGAAGGGAGUACGGCGCCUGAGGUCGUUGUGGAUGAGAAGGACACGAUGGUGGCGUCGAGGCGAGAUCAGAGUAGUCCCAUGGGUAGUGGUGGUGCUGGAAUCGCCGUUGUACACGACGGACGUUCGUGUUUAGCCGGCCGGGAAAGGACAUCCAUGACUUGGAGGCCGGAGGAUGCACUAGGCGUCGAGGAUGAGCAAAAUGCACUAGAGUACCACGUCGUCGUCGAGGCCAGCGGCGUGUGCAGCCCGUCCGAAGUACACGUCUGGGGUGUCAAGACGAGCUGGCAUUGA
This is a messenger RNA of Cyclocybe aegerita, 912 nucleotides long. NCBI's taxonomy places the organism in Eukaryota, Fungi, Basidiomycota, Agaricomycetes, Agaricales, Hemipholiotaceae. The record is from the annotation of a GenBank genome assembly.